Aspergillus puulaauensis is the source of this 1002-nucleotide messenger RNA. RefSeq names its product aldo/keto reductase. The transcript is spliced from 3 exons. The record is from RefSeq and is a predicted model, not a curated record. NCBI's taxonomy places the organism in Eukaryota, Fungi, Ascomycota, Eurotiomycetes, Eurotiales, Aspergillaceae. Bases 1 to 1002 code for a protein of 333 amino acids. Gene Ontology annotation, cellular component: cytosol. Gene Ontology annotation, molecular function: aldose reductase (NADPH) activity.
AUGACCAACCCAAAUAUCCUGCCAGAGUACAAUCGUAGGAAAUUCAUUCUAAACACAGGCGCCGCCCUCCCAGCCAUCGGCCUCGGGACAUUCCAAGACCCAGAUGAGCAACUAGCCGCCGUAUCAAUUGCUCUAAAGCUUGGAUAUCGCCAUAUUGACACUGCCCAUAAUUACGGGACAGAAAAACAAAUCGGCGAAGCCAUCCAGCGCUCUGGUAUUCCUCGUCGUCAGAUCUUCAUUACAACCAAGCUGUGGUGCAAUGCGCACCACCCAGAGGAUGUGGAGGCUGCACUUGAUGCGUCUUUGGCAGACCUCGGGGUUGAAUACGUGGAUCUGUACCUGAUGCACUAUCCGUGUGCGUUUAAGCGUGGAGAGGAGUUGAUGCCCAUUGACGUGAAUGGGAAGCUUAUGCUGGAGAACAUUCCCAUUAUUGAUACGUGGAGGGCUAUGGAGAGGCUCGUGGAGACUGGCAAAGCGAGAGCAAUUGGAGUGUCUAAUUUCAGUCAAGGAGAGAUGGAAGUUAUCCUCAACGAGGGUUCAGUGAUUCCCGCUGUGCAUCAAAUGGAAUUACACCCGUAUCUUCAACAACCCGAGUUCGCUGCGUGGCACCGCAGACAUGGAAUCCAGUUGAUACAGUUCAGUCCAUGCGGGAACAUGAAUGAUUUUUACCGCGAGGUCUCGUGGGGAAAGGAGGUCGCGCAAAUGACCAGGCUCAUUGACCAUCCGGAUCUCGGUAAAGUCGCAGCAAAGCAUGGCAAGUCUUCGGUGCAGACUGCGUUGGCUUGGGCUAUCAGCCAAGGCAGAGCAGUGAUUCCGAAGACGACAAUUGAGUGGCAGGUGAGAGAGAAUCUGGAGGCGGAGUUUGAGCUCGAUGACGAGGAUUGCAGAAUUAUUGCGACUAUGGACAGGGAAGCACGGUUUAAUGACCCUAGUCCCGACUUUGGAUACCAGUUGUAUGUGGGAUUGGAUGGUGCAGAUAACCAACGGCAGCAGUUGCUGUAG